Neofelis nebulosa (Clouded leopard) is the source of this 1069-nucleotide messenger RNA. It is a transcript of the gene CCDC196, whose product is annotated as coiled-coil domain containing 196. Bases 219 to 989 code for a protein of 256 amino acids. Lineage: Eukaryota; Metazoa; Chordata; Mammalia; Carnivora; Felidae. The record is from RefSeq and is a predicted model, not a curated record. The transcript is spliced from 10 exons.
CUGAUGUCAGAAUAGCAAAUAUUCUUCCCUGUUCAAUCAUUUGCAAGCAAGGACACAAAGGAAGGGCCAUUGUGACUCAAGCUGUAGCUAAAACCAGUCCAAUGCAACAGACGUUUCAAGAACAGCAGCAGAAAAAUGAUGACCUAACUGAAUGGAACAAGAAGGCACGUAUUUUCAAGAAGACAUCUCUAUUCUUAGAGUAGAAAUUUCCCUUCAAGAUGACAAGUGGUUCAAACCCUUCAGGAUCUUACUUGCCCUCAAAAGUAAGAUGUUCCAAAAUAGAUGACAACUACUUGAAGGAAUUGAAUGAGGACUUAAAGCUAAGGAAGCAGGAACUGCUAGAGAUCCUAAAACCUCUUGAAGAUAAGAACAAUCUCUUAUUUCAGAAGUUGAUGUCUAACUUGGAAGAAAAACAGAGAAGUCUACAGAUCAUGAGGCAGAUCAUGGCAGGGAAGGGGAGUGAAGAAUCCUCAGUCAUGGAGCUCAUUAAGGAAGCAGAGGAGAUGAAGCAGAAUCUGGAAAGGAAAAACAAGAUGCUUCGGAAGGAAAUGGAGAUGCUAUGGAACAAGACAUUCGACACAGAAGAACUUGGUGAUCAACAAAAAGCACCGCAGAUAAAAAACAAAGCCGACUUGCAGGAUGGGAAGGUUCCCAAAACCCCCUCCUCACCUAGGAAGACCAAGAAUGAACUGGAGACAUCAUGUGCAGAGAAAGUGAAAGAGAAAAAGAAGAAGCUCUUUCUUCCACCAGGAAAAGCCACAGAGGAAAAUGGAAUGGGUCAGGUAUCAGGAACAAGCCAACAUUCUUCAGGUACUGUGAACACUACAACUACCAGCAGAUUAACUACCAGCAAAAACGAAUCUAAUGUGAGAAUUCUGGGAUCAAAAACCUACACAGAACAACAAAGAGCUAAAGGAAGUCAGUUUGAUGAUGUAGGAGGGAGGAUCUUUUUUCUGAGGUCACUGCCAGAUGAAGCUCUGAAGGAUUAGAAGGCUUUCACUCCGUUUGCUUUGGACAGAUUUAAAGAUGAGGCACAGCCAUUUGUGUUAAUUAAAAUCUCUCAAACCUU